UAUCAGGUCUACGUGGGAAUAAGGGUUGAUUUUGGUUUUUCAAACCUCCGUAAAACAACCCACCGCAAAGGUGCUUUAGAAUCAACUCUUGGAAAAAAUGGCGUCUUCUUCUCCAUCAUCAUCAUCGGCUGUUAAAAGACUAUCAAAUCUCAGCAACCAUCUUUCCCCAACUAACUCAAACCCUUUAGUCAAAGUAUCUGCUCAAGUGUCCCGGGCUCUGUCCACUGGUCUCCCGGUUGUUGCUCUCGAGUCCACCAUCAUUUCCCAUGGAAUGCCGUAUCCGCAGAAUUUGGAAACAGCCAAGGAGGUGGAGGCGAUUGUGAGGGACAAUGGAGCUAUUCCUGCUACCAUCGCCAUUCUUGAUGGCGUACCAUGCAUAGGUUUGAAUUUGGAACAACUGGAAAGGCUUGCCCGAAUGGGAAAAAGUGCUCAAAAGACAGCUCGAAGGGACAUUGCAUAUGUUGUGGCCACCAAGAGGAAUGGUGCAACAACUGUUUCUGCAACUAUGUUUUUCGCUGCCAUGGUUGGUAUACCUGUUUUUGUUACUGGGGGAAUUGGGGGAGUGCAUAGGCAUGGCGAGCAUACAAUGGAUAUAUCCUCUGACCUCACGGAGCUUGGAAGGACACCAGUAGCAGUCGUUUCUGCUGGUGUAAAAUCUAUAUUAGAUAUUCCGAGGACACUGGAAUAUUUGGAAACUCAGGGAGUUUGUGUUGCUGCUUACAAGACCAAUGAGUUUCCAGCUUUUUUUACUGAAACAAGUGGCUGCAAGGUGCCUUGUCGGUUAGAUAGCCCAGAAGAAUGUGCCCAGUUAAUUGAUGCAAACAGGAAGCUUAAUCUCGGAAAUGGAGUACUGAUUGCGGUUCCCAUCGCAAAAGAAUACUCAGCUUCUGGAAGCUUAAUAGAGUCUGCAAUACAACAAGCUCUUACAGAAGCCAGGGAAAAGAACAUAACAGGGAAUGCUGAGACUCCAUUCUUGCUCGCUAGGGUUAAUGAAAUAACUGGAGGAGCAUCACUUGCUUCAAACAUUGCGCUUGUGAAAAACAAUGCUGCUAUCGGUGCUAAGAUAUCUGUAGCCCUGGCCCAGCUCCUCAAAUAACUUUGCAUAAAGGGAUGGGUUAGCUGAACUGUUUUCUGCGGAUCAUGUUAUUACUUUAGUAUUUGCAAUGAUGGAUAGGAUACUAAUCCUUGGAUGUUCAUGCUUUAUAAUGGGUGAAGUUCUUUUGGUGGCGACUUAGUCAUGAAUCUGAUUUCCACAUUCAAUGCUAAUAUUGUAUUAUAGUAAAAACAUUCAAUAUAUCAUAUAAGUAGUUGAAACCUUUAUCAGCUCCCUCAAUGACGAUACCAGAAGUUCUUUGGUUGUGAUUGAAAGUUUAGUAUGAAUAUAGAAGAUAAAUACUAGUUGUUCAA
This is a messenger RNA of Gossypium raimondii (Peruvian cotton), 1407 nucleotides long. RefSeq names its product pseudouridine-5'-phosphate glycosidase. The transcript is spliced from 12 exons. Gene Ontology annotation, molecular function: pseudouridylate synthase activity. The record is from RefSeq and is a predicted model, not a curated record. Bases 98 to 1096 code for a protein of 332 amino acids. NCBI's taxonomy places the organism in Eukaryota, Viridiplantae, Streptophyta, Magnoliopsida, Malvales, Malvaceae.